Messenger RNA from Lipotes vexillifer (Yangtze River dolphin), 2229 nucleotides. It is a transcript of the gene CNOT3, whose product is annotated as CCR4-NOT transcription complex subunit 3. The transcript has 17 exons. Gene Ontology annotation, cellular component: nucleus; CCR4-NOT core complex. Lineage: Eukaryota; Metazoa; Chordata; Mammalia; Artiodactyla; Lipotidae. Gene Ontology annotation, biological process: regulation of DNA-templated transcription. The record is from RefSeq and is a predicted model, not a curated record.
UGCGUCUGUAGGGCAGGGAAGAUGGCGGACAAGCGCAAGCUCCAAGGUGAGAUUGAUCGCUGCCUCAAGAAGGUGUCCGAGGGCGUGGAGCAGUUUGAAGAUAUUUGGCAGAAGCUCCACAAUGCAGCCAACGCGAACCAGAAAGAAAAGUAUGAGGCUGAUCUAAAGAAGGAGAUUAAGAAGCUUCAACGGCUGAGGGACCAGAUCAAGACUUGGGUAGCAUCCAAUGAGAUCAAGGACAAGAGGCAGCUUAUAGACAACCGCAAGCUCAUUGAGACGCAAAUGGAACGGUUCAAAGUUGUGGAGCGAGAGACCAAGACCAAAGCCUAUAGCAAGGAGGGCCUGGGCCUGGCACAGAAGGUGGACCCUGCCCAGAAGGAAAAGGAGGAGGUCGGCCAGUGGCUCACGAAUACCAUCGACACCCUAAACAUGCAGGUGGACCAGUUUGAGAGUGAAGUGGAGUCACUGUCGGUGCAAACACGCAAGAAGAAGGGCGACAAGGAUAAGCAGGACCGGAUCGAGGGCCUGAAGCGGCAUAUCGAGAAGCACCGCUACCACGUGCGCAUGCUGGAGACCAUCCUGCGCAUGCUGGACAACGACUCCAUCCUCGUGGACGCUAUCCGCAAGAUCAAGGACGAUGUCGAGUACUACGUGGACUCGUCCCAGGACCCCGACUUCGAGGAGAACGAGUUCCUCUACGACGACCUGGACCUCGAGGACAUUCCACAGGCGCUGGUCGCCACCUCCCCGCCCAGCCACAGUCACAUGGAGGAUGAGAUCUUCAACCAGUCAAGCAGCACGCCCACUUCGACCACCUCCAGCUCGCCCAUCCCGCCCAGCCCGGCCAACUGCACCACGGAAAACUCUGAAGAUGACAAGAAGAGGGGACGCUCGACGGAUAGUGAAAUCAGCCAGUCUCCAGCCAAAAACGGCUCCAAGCCUGUCCACAGCAGCCAGCACCCUCAGUCCCCAGCUGUGCCGCCAAGCUACCCCUCCGGCCCCCCGCCCGCCGCCUCUGCCCUGAGCACCGCCCCUGGCAACAACGGGGCCCCUGCCCCGGCAGCGCCCCCAAGCGCCCUGGGCGCCAAGGCCAGCCCAGCUCCCAGCCACAGCUCGGGCACGCCUGCCCCCUACGCCCAGGCUGUGGCCCCGCCAGCUCCCAGUGGGCCCAGCCCCGCGCAGCCCCGGCCCCCCAGCGUGCAGCCCGGCGGAGGCGGAGGCGGAGGCAAGCAGAACGGCGCCACCAGUUACAGCUCAGUAGUGGCAGACAGCCCGGCAGAGGUGGCUCUCAGCAGCGGCGGGGGCAGCAGUGCCAACAGCCAGGCCCUGGGCCCCCCGUCUGGCCCCCACAACCCACCUCCCAGCACCUCGAAGGAACCCAAUGCGACAGCCCCAACGGGGGCUGGGGGCGUGGCCCCAGGCUCAGGGAACAACUCGGGGGGACCCAGUCUCCUGGUGCCACUACCUGUGAACCCUCCCAGCUCCCCGACACCCAGCUUCAGCGAGGCCAAGGCAGCCGGCGCCCUGCUCAAUGGACCUCCACAGUUCAGCGCUGCCCCGGAGAUCAAGGCCCCUGAGCCUCUGAGCUCUUUGAAGUCCAUGGCGGAGCGGGCAGCCAUCAGCUCCGGCAUCGAGGACCCCGUUCCCACGCUGCACCUGACUGAGCGAGACAUCAUCCUGAGCAGCACGUCAGCUCCCCCGGCCUCAGCCCAGCCGGCCCUGCAGCUGUCAGAGGUGAACAUACCGCUGUCGCUGGGUGUGUGUCCCCUGGGGCCUGUGCCCCUCACCAAGGAGCAGCUCUACCAGCAGGCCAUGGAAGAGGCCGCCUGGCACCACAUGCCCCACCCCUCAGACUCUGAGCGUAUCCGGCAGUACCUCCCCCGGAACCCCUGCCCGACACCCCCCUACCACCAUCAGAUGCCGCCCCCGCACUCGGACACCGUGGAGUUCUACCAGCGGCUUUGCGAGGCCCCCUGAUCCCCCGUUCCAUGCUUCCUUCCUCAGGGCACUAAGGCACAGUACCUGGCAGCCAAGGCCCUAAAGAAGCAGUCGUGGCGAUUCCACACCAAGUACAUGAUGUGGUUCCAGAGGCACGAGGAGCCCAAGACCAUCACUGACGAGUUCGAGCAGGGCACCUACAUCUACUUUGACUACGAGAAGUGGGGCCAGCGGAAGAAGGAAGGCUUCACCUUUGAGUACCGCUACCUGGAGGACCGGGACCUCCAGUGA